GGGACUAUGCAGCUGGGUCUGGUGGCGCUGGUGAUGUUGUUCCUAAGCUCCAUGGGUCACGCUGACGUGCUCAAGCCCUCCAAGGCCCGCCGGCAUAGACGAGAUAGCGGCGAGGGGCUGCCGUCUUGCUCCAAAGGCUGCGAGCGUUGCUCCGCGGUCAACGGCUGCCUGAAGUGUCGGCCCAAGCUCUUCAUCUACUUUCAGCGCAACAACAUCAGCGAAGUGGCCAUUUGCCUGGCCUCCUGCCCCAUGGGAUACUUUGGCAUGAGGAACCCGGGAGGCAACAACAGAUGUUACCAAUGUAAGCUGGACAACUGCGCCGCCUGUUUCAGCCACAAUUUUUGCACAAAAUGCAAGGAGGGCUUGUACUCCAACAGCGGCCGCUGCUACGUCAGCUGCCCGGCUGGCCAGCGCACCGCCAACGACACCAUGGAGUGUGUGGAGUGCGAACUGGCCGAGUGGAGCCAGUGGGGAUCGUGCACCAAGAAGAACAAAACAUGUGGCUUUAAAAAAGGGACGCAGUCUCGCGUUCGGCUACCAGUGCAGCACCCCCGCAAGUCCGUGACCCCCUCGACUGGGGGUCUUUCUCAGAGGUGUGCAGCGCAGACUGAGAGGAGAAGAUGCACGGUGGCCAAGAUACCCUGUGUGAGAGACAAGAAGCACACUCCAGGAAGAGACGUCCAAAAAGGCAGUAGAGGCGGAAGAGUGAGAAAAGACCAAAGCAGGACCACGGUCAUUCCCAACAUCACAAGCAGCUCCGUCACUUAAACUCCAGAGGAAGCGUGACAAAGUCAACCUAUAGACGUGGCGAUGGCGACACAGAAACACUCACAGCAAAAGCCCCAUGGCCGAUGCUGACUCAGCGUGCUUGCAUCGCAGACCGGAAGCCCAGCGCUCCCGUCUGAUUUGAACAAAUCUCGUUGGUUGUUUGUGUCGUCUGAGGCCAUGGAUGGAUUAUCUCCUCUUCAAGGUGAUGCAAAGACCACAAAGAGCAUUUAAGCCUUUAGUGGGAGCAAAUGGAAAGGAAAUGGAAACCCUUAGUGAUUGUUUUUCCUUUGUAAAAGGUGCACUCCCAUUCAUCCCAGUCACAUUUACAAUAUUCAUUAUUUAAAUAAUAUAAUACUGAUACAAGGGCUGAAUGAGACACUAAAUACUACAACUACAACACCCAAAACCAGUGAAGUUGUCACGUUGUGUAAAUGGUAAAUAAAAACAGAACACAAUGAUUAUUGUCUAAUCCUUUUCAACUUAUAUUCAAUUGAAUAGACUGCAAAGACAAGAUAUUUCAGGUUCGAACUGGAAAACUUUGUUG
This is a messenger RNA of Nerophis lumbriciformis (worm pipefish), 1312 nucleotides long. RefSeq names its product R-spondin 1 (gene rspo1). Lineage: Eukaryota; Metazoa; Chordata; Actinopteri; Syngnathiformes; Syngnathidae. The record is from RefSeq and is a predicted model, not a curated record.